AAUUUCCCUAGUUUUUAUUUUUCGCUUUUGAUGAGAGACGAUUUACAACGAUUUUUUCUCGUUUAUUCGCAGCAAGAUCUGCCCUUAAAAUCCAUCAAACAUGGAGAUGGGUAAAGCAAUCAGUCAAAAGAUCAGGGAAGCUAUCCGAGCUAAACUGAUUGACCUGGGAAAUUAUGUUGAUGAAGAGUUACCAGACUACAUCAUGGUCAUGAUCGCUAACAAGAAGACAGAAGAACAGAUGGAAGAUGAUCUGGCUCUCUUCUUGGGUACAAACACAGAUAAAUUCUGUGGAUGGCUCCAAGGUGUCCUCAAGAAGCUCCAGGCAGCGAGGGAUGAGCAGAAGGAAAGGAAAGAAAAAGGCAAAGACAAAAAGAAAAAGAGUAAGAAAAAAGAUGACAAGAAAGAUAAAAGACACCGUACUUCAAGUGAAACCAAAGCAGAUGACCAGGGAGAAGGAAGCAAAUCAUCUGCUGGGACGGACACUGUGAAACAGCCAAAUGAGACUACUUCGUCAACAGAAGUCGCCCAGAUCAGUGAUUUAAACCCUGUUGAAAAAACAAGUCAGAAACCUGCACAGAGUGCUCCAAAAGCUAGCACAGAAACAGCUGCUUCAUCAGGGUCCGUACCGACAACUUCCUCUUCUCAGCCUGUAAUAUCCCUCUUCCAAGAUACUGAUGACUUCUUUGAUGAAGAAAUUAAGAUGAACGAAGCAGCAAAGAAACCAGCUGCUACUGACUCUGUGAAAUCUACACAAGUGAAGGGCAAAGGGAAGAUCCAGAGUGUUCUAUCACAGUCACAUACAUCACCUAAAGAGAAAGCUAAGGAAGUCAAGAAGGUAUCCCCUAAAGCGAUGACUAAGGAGUCUAGGGAGCAUUCUACUCAAUUCACAGUUGCGAUGGGUGGAGGGAGCUCCAGGAUCCCAGCCAGAGAUCGUCCAGAGUCUGUUCCAGUUAGAGGAUCGGUCAAGUCACGUCUUGGUGCUCCUGCCGUCAAGAGGAGGGCUGAAGUAGAGGAGAAACCAAGGAUCCUUACUACUAUGUCCACAGUGGUCAGAGUACCAAUUGUAACCAUGAAACGCUCAGGCCCCGGCUCUGUCAUCGGUCAAGUUAUUGAGGGCAACGAUGAGGAUUCUGAUGAUGAUGAACCAGUUGUAAAGAGAAUGGCCAGCACUGUCAAGCCACGGAGGAGACAACCCUUACCUAAGACCAAACAGAACAGCAUGGCAUUGUUGAAGAAAGCUAUAACACAAGCCCAAGAGUCAACCAGUGUGUUUCCAGCAGCAGGUCAAUUCUCAGAGCCAAGGAGAAUGAUCGUCAGAUCUGCAAGUCAGCCGGGGACAAUGAAAAUUGUGGCUAGAUCUAUCCCAGCUGACAAAGAGCCUUCCAGCAAGAGACAAGCAGCACCUAAGACGAUGUUUACAGCUGCUGUCAGAGCAACAAAUCAGGCUGAAGUUACUCCAAGGCCAUCGACAAAGGCAUCUGUGUCCGUCAGACCCCUUGGUCUCAUGUCCAGAUCCCGCUUUAAGGAAGCCAAUGAGAGAAACUUUGAUGCACAUACCUAUCAGAGAGUUGAGAAGAAGGCUGAAGAGGAAGAGGAGGAGGUGGAGGCGAAGGAGCUGGAGGAGGAGGUGGAGGAGGAGCGGGAGGAUGAGCAGGAGCAGGAGGAUGUUGCGGAGAAUGUGGAGAAUGUGGAAGAAGAUGACGAUGUGGAGGAGAGGGAAAUAGAGCUGGAAAGGGCAACAGCAGACAGCCCAGGGGAGAGUGUGGAAGAUGAAGAUGAUCAACGUCAGAUAAUCAAAAUCAUGGAGGCAGAUGAAGCAGAACCAGUAGUUGUUGUGGAGCCUGACGAGGGGGAUGUGAAAGUGGUAGAACUAAUUGAAGAGGAUGAAAGGGAGAUGGAGAUACAGGAACAGGUGUAUGACACCAGAAAUACCACCAUAGUUCGACCUCUGCAGUAUGAUAGGCUGACAACUGUUCAGAAAAGAGAACGGCCUUCACAGCCCCAGCCCCAAUACCAGUUCUCUCCUCCUGCACCGGAAGACUCCAAUCCUCGCUUCAUAGUUACCAUGGAGGGCAAGAAACGGAAGCCUCCUCUUCGUCAAGAUACCAGAGGUGUACGCAACCAAGCACCUGCCAUGCCCACCGGUUCUCAGUACAAUCCUACACCCAUCUCUCGAUUGGACCCAAACCAACGGUUCUUACUUUCUCGGUACGAGCCAAGUGAAGAGAUGGAGAUGGACUCCUUGGAGGAGAAGAGCUUUGAGUAUGAACCAACCCAACCAAUGCAAUACCAACAGGUUGUUUUUAAAGAGAGGUCAUCACUAUUUGAGAAGGAGCUUCCUAUGAAGCGUGUUGGUCCCACUGAGCAUCAGCUGGUGAAGGAUUCUCUUUACUCACCACCCCAGCCUCAGGUCGCACCUGUUACAUUCACUCUCCAGGAGUCCGAUGAAGAACAUGGCCAUGCUGAAAUGGAAGAGAAAGUGAAUGAGAGAUGUAAGUUUUGGCCAGCAUGUAAGAAUGGCAGUGAAUGCAACUUCUUUCACCCAAGUACACCAUGCAGAACAUUUCCAAACUGCAAAUUUGGUGACAAGUGCCUGUUUAUUCAUCCUAAUUGUAAGUUUGAUGCGACCUGUAUGAAUCCUACCUGCCCAUACACCCAUGCUACCCGGACUAAACCAGCUCCUAUUAUCAUCCAGGCACCUCCGAUAAGAGCCUUUCCUACAUUCAAACAAACAGCUGCAAACAAGAUGGUGUGCAAGUUUUAUCCUCAUUGUGGUAACACAAAGUGUCCAUUCAUUCACCCUGCUCCUAAGAUGUGUAGAUACAAUAUAUCCUGUACUCGUCCUGACUGCAAGUUUCAACACACCCAAGUAGCAGCUAGAUCAGCUAUGAAAUGGACAAAAGAUCAACAUGUCAGUGAGAGGAAGUUUGCCAGCAAGUCAUCAACCUCCUCGAAUGUUCCUUCAUAAUACAGUGAUGUCAUCAUCAUCAUUAGCCCGGCCAGGCAAGGAUAUCCUUAGCUGCCUCAAUGCUGAUUGGUACAUUAGAGAAAACUCAAAAGCAGUACCUGGCACAUAAUUGCAAACUGACUUUUGAAAUUGCUCACCUUUAACAAAGAUCCAAAAGAUUUCCACUUCUGAACGAGACUCAUCUUUUUAAGAGAUGCUGGAAACUGGAAGCUGGAUACAUGUAAGUUAUCCUACUAUCAAAGUUACAACGCUGUUGUAUCCUCAAAUUGACCAUAUUAGGCGAUUUUGAGGACAGGGGCUUAGACGUCAGGAGCAGCUUAUUUCUUCAAAAUUAACCAGUAAAGGUUCAUGUCAUGACCUAGAUACAUGUAUAAGGGCAUUAACAUUCAUGUUACAUGAAAAUGCAUACCGGUAGAUAUAAUCUUCUUAUUAUCAUACGCUGCAUUAUUUUCUGUCACAAAUGAAAUUACUGAUAUCAAGGGACCUUGCAUCAUUGUUACAUUAUUCAAAACAUGCAAACAAAUUCAAUUUAAAUGAACAUCUUUGACUAGAGAGUUUAACUAACGAAGUACCCUACUCACAAGAUCAACCCUAAGUGCUCAAGUCAGGUUUGUUUCCCUCUUACCUCUCACCAUAGAUGGGAAAAAAAGUAUGUAUCUUUAUCUGAAUUGUGUUAAAGCUAUAAAGAUAAUCUUUUUGGAAACUCUGCUCUCACAUAGUCACAUGAUAGUUAAUACACUAAAUGUUGAAAUCUUCAAAGAGAUAAUGUUCUUUUAAUAUAAUUUUGGUUGAAAUAACUGAGGAAUGAGCAAUGAUAGAAUAAGAUACGUGUAGUAGUCCUAACAUAAUCUCAUUUGUAGUUUGAAUUUGAGUGACAUUACUGUUUAAUGAUUGUGAUUUCUUGCAUGUACAUGUGCGAAACAACCCAUUGACUGCAUGAUAAGUAAUUCCUUUAGGCCAGUUCCUUUAGACAUGGAAAUCCUUGGACAAAACUCAAGAUUAACUGUAAGCUUUAUGCACAUUUUUGCUAAAUUGAUUAAAAUCUGUGUUCACUUGUUGACAUAUCAACUGAAAAAAAGGAGACAACAGAUGAGUAAGAUUUGUUUUCUUUAAUGUGUAAAUGAUGUUGUUAAUAUAUCAAAAUCAAGUGUGCAGUAUUUGGCCAAUUGAAAUCUUGUCGAUUCUGAAAAUCAAUCUUUAGAUCUUGUUUUGACUUGAGGACCAUGUUUUGUAAAACUAUUUAUCAAUGACAAGUGUCUCAUUUCUGUAACAAAUUUGCUCACAGCCAAUCACAUGCAACAGUUUUAGUAGCUUAUAACAGC
Messenger RNA from Strongylocentrotus purpuratus (purple sea urchin), 4290 nucleotides. It is a transcript of the gene zc3h14, whose product is annotated as zinc finger CCCH domain-containing protein 14. Bases 101 to 2968 code for a protein of 955 amino acids. Gene Ontology annotation, biological process: regulation of mRNA stability. Gene Ontology annotation, cellular component: cytoplasm; nucleus. NCBI's taxonomy places the organism in Eukaryota, Metazoa, Echinodermata, Echinoidea, Camarodonta, Strongylocentrotidae. The transcript is spliced from 15 exons. Gene Ontology annotation, molecular function: metal ion binding; poly(A) binding. The record is from RefSeq and is a predicted model, not a curated record.